AUGCAUUAAUUUUCCCUCUGUUUGCAGUUACGGCGGGACUGUAUUUCUCAAAGUCAUCCUACAGGUUUCGGAUCUCUCAGAACUCGAGUACUAGUUUUGUUGGCAAAGUCUACGUUUUAGUCGGCCCAGAGGACCCAUGUCAAGUUCCACAUGUCAAAUACACAAUCAGCGCUCGACCCGCUUUAAGCGAUGACAACGUCACUUCCGGUAACCAGUCCGCAGACGUCGGGCCUGUAUUCGAAAUAGACAAAACAGGAGUGAUCCACUUACGCAACAUGUCUCAUCAAAUGCUUGGAAUACACUCAGGGAUAAUACAGGCCAAAACCAGAUGUUCCUUGACUAGUGAAAAUGUGCGAACAGCAACAGCACACGUGACGCUGUUUAUAAAUGACGUAAGGACAGAACACCGAAAUAAACCGAAUUUUCACGACUUGUGUUGGGGAGCGGACGAUCUCACCUUCCGGGUUGCUGAGAAUAACCGCGUUCCCCUGAUCUUUGGAACCCUUCAUGAGAGAAACCAAGAAACUGUGGAAACAACAUACACAGUUAUUGCAGCAGGCAGUGACAUAUUGUCAGUGGACAACAUGACUUCUGAACUGUCACUUUUGAAGUCUCUGGACCGUGAAACUCAAGAUCGGUGGCGUUUCGUUGUCGUCUGCCUAGUGAAAACUGGAAAUGACGUCACACACAAAAUGAAACGCCACAAUCGAGGUGAAGGUUCUUGAUGUGGAUGAUAACCCACCCUACUUCCAGAAGGACAACUCGCAAUGGAAGUUGGAGAACGUGAUUCUG
Gigantopelta aegis is the source of this 792-nucleotide messenger RNA. RefSeq lists its product as uncharacterized. The record is from RefSeq and is a predicted model, not a curated record. The transcript is spliced from 3 exons. Bases 276 to 725 code for a protein of 149 amino acids. Gene Ontology annotation, cellular component: membrane. Gene Ontology annotation, molecular function: calcium ion binding. Lineage: Eukaryota; Metazoa; Mollusca; Gastropoda; Neomphalida; Peltospiridae.